Molecule: messenger RNA, 472 nt
Organism: Prunus avium (sweet cherry)
Lineage: Eukaryota; Viridiplantae; Streptophyta; Magnoliopsida; Rosales; Rosaceae
Source: RefSeq, a predicted model, not a curated record
AUGACAAAUGACCCCUCUCUCUCCCUCUCCAUGCUCUCACCCUCACUCUCUCCCUCUCCGAUUUUCCUCCCAGUCUCCUCCUACCUCUCAAGGUCCUCCCUCUCAGUAUAUGCUUCAAAUGCAAUCGAGAAUGUGGUGAUAAUUGGGUCAUGUCCCACUGGAGUCACAACAGCAAGUUACGCAGCUCAAGCCAAUUUGAAGCCUUUGGAGUUCGAAGGGUAUCGAUCGGGUCCAGUCCCGGGGCAGUUGAUGACCACUACUGAAGUUGAAAACUUUCCAGGAUUCCCAAAUGGAAACUGGUCCAGAUUUAAUGGACAGCCGUAAUACAAGGUUCAACUAUGGAUUUCAAGUUUCAAGGGUAAAAGGCCUUCAAUGGAGGAUUAUAUUGAGGCAAAUAUAUCUGACGUUGAUGGCCAGAUGGUUGCAUUUGGUGUUUUUGAUGGUACAGUACAAUUCAAGUUGUUCAUUUGGG